CAGUUAUGACCUGUGGAGCUGCCUUGUUUCCUCCUCCCCGCGGUGAGUUUAAGGAGUUUCUCUUCGGGUCCGAGAAAGCGGCUCUGGCUCCCUCUGUCCCCGCAGCACAGGCUGAUAGACUGGAAUAAGAAAAAAAGAGUCUGAAAAAAGUUGGAGAAGAUAAAGUAUAUUUAGUCUUCAAACCAGAAAAGUAACAAAGUAGGAAAUGCACAAUUUUGAGGACGAGUUAACGUGUCCCAUUUGUUACAGUAUUUUUGAAGAUCCUCGUGUACUACCAUGCUCUCAUACAUUUUGUAGAAAUUGCUUGGAAAACGUUCUUCAGGCAUCUGGUAACUUUUAUAUAUGGAGACCCUUACGAAUUCCACUCAAGUGCCCUAAUUGCAGAACUAUUACUGAAAUUGCUUUAACCGGUAUUGAAUCUUUACCUGUUAACUUUGCAUUAAAGGCUAUUAUUGAAAAGUACCAGCAAGAAGACCAUCCAGAUAUUGUCACCUGUCCUGAUCAUUAUGGGCAACCAUUAAAUGUUUACUGUUUACUAGAUAAAAAGUUAGUUUGUGGUCAUUGUCUUACCAUAGGUCAACAUAAUGGCCAUCCUAUAGAUGAUCUUCAGAGUGCCUAUAUGAAAGAAAAGGACACGCCUCAAAAACUGCUCGAACAGUUAACUGACACACACUGGACAGAUCUUACUCAUCUUAUUGAAAAACUGCAAGAACAGAAGUCUUAUUCUGAGAAAAUGGUCCAAGGUGAUAAGGAAGUUGUACUCCAGUAUUUUAAGGAGCUUAGUGAUACAUUAGAACAGAAAAAAAGAAUUUUCCUAACUGCUCUCUGUGAUGUUGGCAAACUGAUUAAUCAAGAAUAUACACCACAGAUUGAAAGAAUGAAAGAAAUGAGAGUGCAGCAGCUUGAAUUAAUGACACUGACAACAUCUUUACAGAAAGAGUCUCCACUUAAAUUUCUUGAAAAAGUUGAUGAUAUCCGCCAACACGUGCACAUCUUGAAACAAAGACCACUUCCUGAGGUCCAACCUGUUGAAAUUUAUCCUCGAGUAAGCCAGAUAUUGAAAGAAGAUUGGAGUAGAACAGAAAUUGGACAAAUUAAGAAACUUCUCAUUCCUGAAAUGAAAAUUUCUUCAAAAAGGAUGCAAUGUUCCUGGCCUGAUAAGGAUGAAAAAGUGGAAUUUUUUAAGAUUCUAAACAUUGUUACAGUUACACUAAUUUCAGUGAUACUGAUGUUGAUCCUCUUUUUUAACCAACACAUAAUAGCCUUUUUAAAUGAAAUCUAUUCAGUAUGUUUUUCUGAAGUGUCUCUAUCUGUUUACCAAAGUUUAUCUAAUAGUAUAUAUGACUUAAAGAGUAUACUGUGUCACACUGUAUAUUUACUGAAAGAAUUCAUGUGGAAAAUAGUUUCUUGAAAAUUCAAAUCUGAAUCCUCCAAACAGGCUUCUCCUGUAGAGCAGAUUAAUAGCUAAAUGGAGAGAAACAGGGAUAGCACUGAUAAGUAGCAAACUAAACUUGACAGUUGCAACGAAUAUAAGCAUAUAAAAAUAUUCAAACCUUUCAUAUUUGUUGGAUAACAAUAUGUCAAAGUUAGAAAUAGAAGUGUGUAGUUGUCAGACACCUCAAAACUAGAAUAUAAUUACAUUUGUAUUAAUACAUUAUCCCAUUUUUACUGGCUUUGAGAGGUUGACUUAAUGUUGACGUGACAUUUAAGCAUUAUUACACCACUGUUGUCUUAGCAUUAUUAUAGAUACUGCAGUGGUUGCCUUUGCAGUUCUUUAUGUAUAUGUAGCUUUUAGAGUAAAAGUUAGCAAAAUCCUGAAUGUAUGUAUGCGUUUAUUUUGAUGUGGCUUAAAGCUUUUGAGUGGAUAAGGAUGGUGAGAAGAGGCUUUAAAUUCAAGCAUUUAAGUGUAAAAGUAGUAAGGGAUUGUUUAAAGAUGUUUUUGAUUAAAUAUAACUGAUCCAUACCUAAUGUGUUUUAGAUAGAUUUAAGAGCCCUAAAAUGUUUAUCAAUGUACAUUCCUAAUAAAGCAAUUGCUUUUGGAAAUCUAAGUGCUGUUAGGGAACAAACAUUUCCUAAUACUUGUCGUAUUUAGUGGUUUGUAUAAAUUUGUUUUUGGAUUGUG
This is a messenger RNA of Manis pentadactyla (Chinese pangolin), 2122 nucleotides long. RefSeq names its product tripartite motif containing 59 (gene TRIM59). Gene Ontology annotation, molecular function: zinc ion binding. The transcript has 3 exons. Gene Ontology annotation, cellular component: cilium; intraciliary transport particle B; centrosome. The record is from RefSeq and is a predicted model, not a curated record. Lineage: Eukaryota; Metazoa; Chordata; Mammalia; Pholidota; Manidae. Gene Ontology annotation, biological process: cilium assembly. Bases 206 to 1411 code for a protein of 401 amino acids.